Messenger RNA from Nymphaea colorata (pocket water lily), 1440 nucleotides. RefSeq lists its product as uncharacterized. Lineage: Eukaryota; Viridiplantae; Streptophyta; Magnoliopsida; Nymphaeales; Nymphaeaceae. The record is from RefSeq and is a predicted model, not a curated record. Bases 1 to 1299 code for a protein of 432 amino acids. The transcript has 4 exons.
AUGUGCCAGAAAAGAGCUAUCUUUAAGCCAAUGAACAAACAAGAGAGGGAGUUUCUGAAGGAAAGAUGUGGGGGGUCAUGGAAGUUGGUUCUGAGGUUCUUGCUGGCAGGAGAAAAAUGUUGCAGGAGAGAAAAGUCUCAAGCAAUAGCUGGUCCUGGGCACAGCAUUGCGGUAACAUCAUCCGGAACUGUCUAUUCCUUUGGGUCUAAUAAUUCCGGGCAGCUUGGCCAUGGGACGUUAGAAGAAGAAUACCGUCCACGCCAGAUCAGGUCCUUGGCUGGUAUUCGAAUUAUUCAAGCAGCAGCUGGUGCUGGAAGGACAAUGCUGAUCACUGAUGCUGGGCAAGUGUAUGCAUUUGGGAAGGAAUCUUUCGGUGAGGCUGAAUAUGGUGGCCAAGGAGCGAAAUGUGUGACAACUCCUCAGUUGAUUGAAUCUUUGAAGGGCAUAUUCGUUGUUCAAGCAGCUAUAGGAAAUUUCUUUACUGCAGUGCUAUCCAGAGAGGGAAACGUCUAUACCUUUUCAUGGGGUUCCGAUGCAAGACUUGGUCACCAGACGGAGUCGACUGAUGUGGAGCCUCGUCUGAUGGGAGGUGUUCUUGAGAAUGUCCCUGUAGUACAGAUUGCAGCGGGAUAUUGUUACCUUCUUGCACUGGCUUGCCAACCUAGUGGAAUGUCUGUGUACUCUGUCGGUUGUGGUUUGGGAGGAAAACUGGGACAUGGCUGCAGAACUGAUGAAAAACAACCACGACUGAUAGAACAGUUUAGGACUCUGAAUCUUCAGCCUGCUGUUGUGGCUGCUGGUGCAUGGCAUGCAGCAGUGGUUGGAAAAGAUGGGCGUGUCUGUACAUGGGGUUGGGGCCGUUAUGGGUGCCUGGGACAUGGAAACGAGGAGUGUGAAACUAUUCCAAAGGUCGUGGAGUCCCUGAAUGGGAUCAAAGCUGUUCAUGUUGCAACUGGUGACUAUACAACAUUUGUGGUCUCUGAAGAUGGGGAUGUCUACUCCUUCGGCUGUGGAGAAUCUUCUAGCUUAGGGCACUCCACUGGUACAGAUGGCCAGGCCAAUAGGCAUGUGAAUGUGCUGAGCCCUGAGUUAGUUACAUCGCUCAAGCAGGCAAAUAAGAAGGUUGUGCAGAUUAGCCUAACCAAUUCAAUAUACUGGAAUGCACAUACUUUUGCACUCACAGAUUCAGGAGGGCUUUAUGCAUUUGGUGCUGGUGACAAGGGGCAGCUUGGCACUACACUCAUGGCUCAUCAGAGCGAGAGGGACAGUCCUGAGCUGGUUGAUUUAGACCUUACUUAAAUUAUAGCGCAUAGAUAACCUUGUUAAUUCCUGUUAGUCUUCCUGAUUUACUCCUUGUCUUCUGCUCCUGUUUGAUAUCUUGAAUUGUAAAUAUGAAACACAAGUGAAUGAAGAACAAUCAAGUUAAGUGCAAUCUUAGCA